This is a messenger RNA of Pestalotiopsis fici W106-1, 984 nucleotides long. RefSeq lists its product as uncharacterized. The record is from RefSeq and is a predicted model, not a curated record. Gene Ontology annotation, cellular component: cytoplasm. The transcript has 3 exons. Bases 1 to 984 code for a protein of 327 amino acids. Lineage: Eukaryota; Fungi; Ascomycota; Sordariomycetes; Amphisphaeriales; Sporocadaceae.
AUGCCUCAGCUCGUCGGCAAAGAAGUGGGACCCAUCGGCUUUGGUCUAAUGGGCUUCACGUCGCGUACCAACUCGUGCUCGCAAGAGCAAGCUUUCGCGGCCAUGCGGGCCGCGCUGAAGAAUGGCAUGAAUUUCUGGAACGGGGGCGAGUUCUACGGCACGCCCGAGUACAACUCCCUGCACCUCCUCGAGCGCUACUUUGAGAAGUAUCCCGAGGAUGCCGGCAAGGUGGUUCUUUCUAUCAAGGGUGGAUAUGGCCCUGUCAAAGGCCCGGAUGGGUCCCCUGAGGGGAUCCGCCAGUCGCUAGACAACUGCCUGGCGCUGUUGAAGGGCCGCAAGAAGAUUGACAUAUUUGAGUGUGCACGACGAGAUCACAACACGCCAUUAGAGGUGACCUUUGGCGUCCUCGAGAAGGAGUAUGUCCAGACGGGCAAGAUUGGUGGAAUCUCCUUGUCUGAAGUUAAGGCCUCAACUGUCCAUGAAGCGGCCAAGAUUACUAAAAUUGUGGCUUGCGAGGUUGAACUCUCCCUAUGGAGCACCGAUAUCUUGGAAAAUGGUGUUGCGGCAGCUUGCGCCCAGUAUGGUAUUCCCAUCGUCGCGUACUCACCCUUGGGCAAUGGAAUCCUCACCGGUCAGAUCAAGUCACUAGAGGACGUGCCAGUCGACAGAUACAUACACCACUACCCACGCUUCCAGCCCGAUGCGUUCCCCAUCAACCUUGAACUGGUGAAGCAGGUCGAGUCAAUUGCGCAGAAGAAGGACUGCAAGCCGUCGCAAUUGGCCAUAAACUGGACGCGAGCAUGUGCCAAGAGAGCUGGCACGUCAGUCAUCCCUAUUCCAGGAGCAAUCACCGCUGACAGAGUGGACGAGAACGCCAAGGUGCUUGAGCUUACCGAUGAGGAUCUAGCAGAGUUGGAUUCUAUUCUGAGCAAGUUCGAAGUUAUAGGAGCCAGAUAUCCCCGCGGCAUUCCCAUGGAGGGUUGA